Molecule: messenger RNA, 1242 nt
Organism: Diaporthe citri
Lineage: Eukaryota; Fungi; Ascomycota; Sordariomycetes; Diaporthales; Diaporthaceae
Exons: 3
Coding region: 1-1242 (413 amino acids)
Source: RefSeq, a predicted model, not a curated record
AUGUUGCGCCAAGUAGCAGGGCGGCGUGCGCUGUCCAUGUGGCCUCGCAAGACCGCCGCCGCCAUAUCCUCCGGAGACCAGGUCGCUGUUCACAAGGUUCGAUUUCUGCCGCGACGUGACUACUUCAGAAAGUUCUUCGUAUACACGGCUACCGGCAUCGUGUGCUGGUAUACCUGGACAACAAUAGCCACCCUUCCGCUGAGACACUUGGACAUGAAAGAUUUACCUGAAAUCGAAGACAAAGAGGAAGACGAACCACUAUUCGUACCGUUUCCCUUCACCGACAAGCAAGUCCAGCCGCCACCAUAUGCUGGGAAAGAGGAGGAGUGGCAGAGCUUCGUGGCUUUCAACAACGACCGCGACCACAGGAACCGGGCUAAACACGACCUCGCCAUGUUGGUGAAGAAGACCGCUGAAAACAAUUCACAAAUCAAGCGGUGGGCCAAGAAGGACCUGGAGCUGACACUGGGGCCGAAUUGGUUGAUAAUAACGUACCCGGACAGGCCACCGCCAGAAUUCAUACGGACGGGCAUCGAAUUUAGCGACGAAGCCAUCUCGAUCAAGACUCAGAAGGUUGACACGAGAACCAAGACGUUGAUCGACCGCGUGCUGAAGCCGUAUCCCCUGGCAACCUCAUCAUACGCCUUCGUCAAGGCAUUCUUCAAGCAAAGCACCUCCGACGUCGUAAAGCUCUUCGGAUAUUCCGAAAAUAAUGACAUCUCCACAUCAAACCCCGACCCGGAUAUUGCGAAAACUCUCAAGCGGCUGGAGGCCAGGCAAAUUACCGAAGGCGGUGCUGCGACAAAUUCGUCAUCUGCUGCAGCCUCAACUACACCCAAGACCGAUCCGGAGGCGUCCUCUUCCCAGAAGUCUACCAUGCCUGAUUCGACGCCUGCCCGGGCGCCUGCUACCGCCAAAGAACCCGAUCAGUCGGGCCAGGAACAGGGCAAGAAGUCUCUCGUCAAAGAAUCCAUUCCGGGUUACACAGGACUUGCGAACAAGAGCCAAGGGCCUUGGGCCGCGUUUUCCCAGCAAUGGAGGCGUUCAUGGAGGCCACUCAGAUACUUCCCUCCGCGAGGAUGUGUCGCCAUCCACGGUAUGGUGGCUCUGGAGUCGCCCAAGGGCCGUAUUUACAUCGACGUCUCCGCAUGGUACAACCCCAUAAAGAAGGAAUUUCAUCAGGAGUCCAUGCAGCUGGGCUUGAAGGCCAUCAGCCCGACACAUCAAAGCCCAAGGCGCUAA